CUAAGAGGAGAAAUGACUGUUGUACCCACAGGAGCCAAGAUCUCUCUCAGAGAUAGCAAGUUUAUUCAAGUGAUUGCCAGAUCUCUAAGUAUCAGCUGCAAGGAGGAGUUAGAAGCUGUAAGAGAUGCAUUAAUUCCACCUUUGGCUUGUGCUGCAGCUAAACUGGGUGACAUAGACGCACUGAGAGCCAUAGCAGAAAUGGGUGGAAACCUAAGCUGUGAAGACUAUGAUGGCCGAACUCCACUUCAUAUUGCAGCCUCUGAAGGGCAUUUACCAUUAGUUGAGUAUUUGUUAACAUCUGGUGCAACUGUUUACGCUAGAGACAGAUACGGAUCUACCCCACUGAUGAAUGCGAUCAAGUUCAGGCACAUACAGGUGAUCAAUUUAUUACGAGAAACAGGAGCUCAUCUUUCAAGCCAUGACUUGGAGAACACUGGAACAAUACUUUGCAGCCUUGCAGCUAAAGGUGAUGUGGAUGGGCUGUACGCCUGGUACCUGGCUGGUGCAGACCUGGAGCAAACUGGUUAUGAUGGCAAGAAUGCCCUACAAGUAGCAAAGGCUACAGGGCAUAAGGAGGUUCUUGACUUCCUCAGACAGAAGCAACAAAAGAAGGCUGUAGAAGAUGGUCACUCCUCUUAGAAAUACCAGCUCUGAAGUAUUAGAGGUGUUCAGUGAUUAUGAGGAGAAAAAAGGAAAGGAACAACAGAAGCUGCACACGGAGCAUGCAGGAAAACUAAAACUGACUUAGAAAUGUUCUUUACUUAGGAACACGUUCAGCUCUCACUGAUUUUCUAAAAACAAUAUGCUGCUUUAUGUUUUAAUCACUUUUUUUUUUAAAGGAAAGUUUUGUGAACGAGUGAGGCUGGAAUGUAUUGUCCUUACUGCACAAGCUCUGCUUUUAAGGAGACUUUUUGAAUCUUCUUUCAUUAAAUCACCGAAGACAGUAUUGCAGGCAUGGCAAAAGGAAGUGCCGUGGUGAACUCGUUCCAAGAGAAAACAGUGGAUUGUACAUUUCUGUGUUUCAACUAAUAAAAUCUCUGUGGAACAA
Molecule: messenger RNA, 1048 nt
Organism: Lagopus leucura (white-tailed ptarmigan)
Lineage: Eukaryota; Metazoa; Chordata; Aves; Galliformes; Phasianidae
Product: 60 kDa lysophospholipase-like
Exons: 7
Coding region: 13-639 (208 amino acids)
Molecular function (GO): protein binding
Source: RefSeq, a predicted model, not a curated record